AUGGCCCACACUUGCCGUGGCACCAUCUCCCUGACCACUGCACACAUUGAGGUGGGUGACGCGUGCCACCUGGUGCUGACCAGCGGGGGGCGGAGCUACCACCUGAAGGCCACCUCAGAUGGGGAGAGUCAGCGCUGGGUCUCUGCCCUCCAACAGGCUAAGGCCAACGCCAGUCACAUGAUGCACCAAUCAGGUGAGAGACAGUGGAAAAUCAUAUGUUUGGGUGGAUUUGGAUGUUUUAAAUGGGAGAGUGGGUGAAGAAUGCUUAGCCUACAUUCAAAAUAAAGUGUGACAACACUGUAGGAUUUGUGGCCUUACUGCUGUACACAACACAGUGAUUUGUGACUUGAAAGGAAUUAGAAUAUACAUUAUGAAAAAGUGAUGACAAAGUAUUAUAAGAGUAGGAUAUUUUACCUUUGGCUUACUUCUCAUUGGAGGUGAAAAUGUAUAUUGGGACAGUAACUGUCAAAGCAUCCACUACUUGCAGGUUCUAUUUUUGAAAUGUUCAAGUUUAAGGACCUGAGGUAAACAAAUCUAAUAAUGUAGCAUUCUGUGUCAAGGUUAUCAGUGUCAUUUAUACAAUCAACCACAAGGUGGUGGACUUGCUCAAUACAUGUUGACCGUUUGGGACAAGUGUUCCUGUUUUCUCUAUAUAUAAUGCAACAUUUGACUAAUUAUUGUGGUGGUUGGUUCUGUUCCCAUUAAACCCUCCAAUGGAGACUGUCAGUUAUCAGUCAUUUCAACAAGCUAUCAUGUGGCUUUUUUGCUCAUUGCAUUGCUAAGUGGGCACACUGCUCUAGUGUCCUUGAGAGUUCAUUGUCUUGAUUGAACUGUGUAAUUCUGAGCUGUCUCCACCGAUUGCUGGUUUAAGUCCCGGUCUCUGAUUUGCACUUCGUGAGCUUGUGGAAAAGAGGGUGACUGCCAAGGAUAGUGCAAGGGCACAGCUUGUAAGAUACCUCUCUCUUUCUCAUCUCGCUCUCUGCCCUACAUCUAAUUUUCAUCUUCCCUCACACACUUACUCUCUCUUUCCCUCUCUACCCCUCCCUCUGUGUCUCGCUCUCCCUCCCGCUCCCUUUUGUCUGAGUAUGACGACAGCCAGAGUUGAAUGAAGUGACCUUCCAGCAUUUAUACUCCUCCUCCCACUGCUAUGGAGAGAGAGAGAUGCUUCAUAUUUCCAUUGAGACAAUUUUCUCUCCGUCUGCACAGUAGAGAAAGAGAUUGAGUGCAGCCUCCUAAUGAGUUUUCCUCUGUGAGUAUUUAUUACCUGCAAUAAUGAUAUUGAGGAAAGAAUUGUCAAGUAAGCUAUAGUGGAGGGGUUGGUGUGUGUACGUGUGAAUGGAUUCAUUCCCUGUGUGGUACUAUAAGGUAUUUUUUUCCUCAUGGUAAUAGACUUUGACAGUCAGUGGGGUAGACUGAUUUCUGUCUGGGACUUUACUAGUGUGUUUGACUAUUAACUGUGGCAGAUUUUCCAGUAGUAUUGCAGAAGUCUGAUGAGCUGAGCACCAAUAAACGUCAUUGGGGCCCUUUUUUCAUUUAUUAGCUGCACAAUGGAACAAAUGUGAUUACCUGAUUAUUAAAUGUUAUUUGGUAUCUUUUAUGUGUUCGCUUCUCUAUUGCGGCAAUGCUUAGUCAAAGCUCUAUCUUUUUAGCUCCUUACUGAUUUGAACUGACCUAAAUAUGACAGAUGGUGGUAAUAGAUCUAUUACAUGUAAUGCACGUUUUUCUACAGAUAGGGUUUAUGUCUUAUUUUCUCAGGGCUCUGCAUUCAUUCAUAGGAGAGGGGUGUGCCUCUGCCUCAUUCCCCAGUACUCUUACCCUCUGGAGGGGUUGUUUGUCAGUGUAUGCUUGUGUUUAUGGACAUCUGUUUCUUUAUUUAACCUUUAUUUAACGAGUCAGUUAAGGACAUUCUUACAGCCUGGCGAGUGGUGAGUCAGGCAAGUCAGUUGAGAACAGCUUCUUAGAUCAGUGUGUGUGUGUGAGGGGGAAGUGAGUGUAUGGGCUAUGUGUGUGUUCUACUGAUGAUUAUAACAGUAGAGGUCUUCAGUAAUAAGAUUCUAGGUGGUAAUAGAUGGACACACCAGUUGUUUUAACUGGAUUGUAGUUCUGCUGUGAUCAUCAUCUGUCAGGGUCUUAUUGUAUCACCUUUCAAACCAAGACGUUUUGCCGCCAACUUUAGCAUUCUGCUGACUUUUCUUUAUAUCUGAAAGGUAUUGCCGGCAACAAAGCCUGUACUUUUAUUUCCGCCAACCGACCUAGUCAUAAUUGCGGUAAUAUGUUUAUAAGUCCCGCCAACCCCUCAAUAUAAAGUAUUCAUACCCCUUGACUUACAGUUCCUUCAGAAAGUAUUCAUACCCCUUGACUUAUUCAAAAUGUUGUUGUUACAGCUUGAAUUCAAAAUAGAUUAAACAGAUUUUGUUUUCACCCAUCUACACACAAUACCCAUAAAUUACAAAGUGAAAACAUGUUUUUAGAAAUGUUUGAAAAUUAAAAACAGAAAUAUCUUAUUUACAUAAGUAUUCACACCACUGAGUCAAUACAUUUACAUUACAUUUACGUCAUUUAGCAGACGCUCUUAUCCAGAGCGACUUACAAAUUGGUGCAUCUUUGGCAGCGAUUACAGCUGUGAGUCUUUUUUUGGGUAAGUCUCUAAGAGCUUUACACACCUGGAUUGUGCAACGUUUGCCAAUUUAUUAUUUUCAGAAUUCUUCAAGUUCUAUCAAAUUGGUUGUUGAUCAUUGCUAGACAACCAUUUUCAGGUCUUGCCAUAGAUUUUCAAGUAGAUUCAGUGGUCAAAAAAGUACCCAAUUGUCAUACACAUACUGUGUGUGUGCAACAGAGUGAGUUAGAGAGACAUAACUAUUUGAGAUAAUAUUUUGAUUAAGAGUUACAAAAUAGAGCUAUUGCCAGUGGUGGAAAAAGUACCCAAAUGUCUUACUUGAGUAAAAGUAAAGACACCUUAAUAGAAAAUGACUCAAGUAAAAGUGAACGUCACCCAGUACAAUACUACUUGAGUAAAAGUCUAAAAGUAUUUGGUUUUAAAUAUAAGUAUCAAAAGUAAAUGUAAUUGCUAAAAUAUACUUAAGUAUCAAAACUAUAAAUCAUUUCAAAUGUCUUAUAAGCAAACCAGACGGCACAAUAUUCUAGUUUUUUUAAUUUACGGAUAGCCAGGGGCACACUCCAGCACUAAGACAUCAUUUACAAAUGACGUAUUUAUGUUUAGUGAGUCCGCCAGAUCAGAGCCAGUAGAGAUGACCAGGGACGUUCUCUUGAUAAGUGUGUGAAUUGGACCAUUUUCCUGUCCUGCUAAGCCUUAGAAAUGUAACGAGUACUUUUGGGUGUCAGGGAACAUAUAUGGAGUAAAAAGUACAUAAUGUUCUUUAGAAAUCUAGUGAAGUAAAAGUUGUCAUCAAUAUAAAUAGUAAAGUACAGAUACCCCCAAAAACGAUUUAAGUAGUACUUGAAAUUAUUUUUACUUAAAUCUACUCAGUGGUGUAAAGUACUUAAGUCAGACCUGUAACUCGGCCACUCAGGAACAUUCACUGUCUUCUUGGUAAGCAACUCCAGUGUAGAUUUGGCCUUGUGUUUUAGGUUAUUGUCCUGCUGAAAGGUGAAUUAAUCUCCCAGUGUCUGAAGGAAAGCAGACUGAACCAGGUUUUACUCUAGGAUUUUGACUGUGCUUAGCUCCAUUUUUCUUUUUUAUCCUGAAAAACUCCCCAGGCCCUAACGAUUACAAGCAUACCCAUAACAUGAUGCAGCCACCACUAUGCUUAAAAAUAUGGAGACUCCAGGCGUCCUUCUUUUCACUCUGUCAAUUAGGUUAGUAUUGUGGAGUAACUACAAUGUUGUUGAUCCAUCCUCAGUUUUCUUAUAUCAUAACCAUUAAACUAUAACUGUUUUAAAAUCACCAUUGGCUUAAUGGUGAAAUCCCUGAGCAGUUUCCUUCUUCUCCAGCAACUGAGCUAGGAAGGACACCUGACUGGGUGUAUUGAUACACCAUCCAAAGCCUAAUUAAUAACAUUAUGGGGUAUUGUGUGUAGAUCAGUGACACAAAAUCUCAAUUGAAUUAAUUUUAAAUUCAGGCUGUAACACAACAAAAUGUGGAAAAGUAAAGGGAUAUGAAUACUUUCUGAAGGCACUGUAAAUGUCCACUCGUAACACCAUACAGUAGCUCACACCACCUGUCUCUCCUCUUUCCUUACUCCUUCGCCUGGCAUCUUUCCUCUCUCCAUCCCCAUUGUGGGUUCCCUCUCCAUCACAUGUAGGGCCGGAUCACUGUGAGUCACACAUGAGUCAUUCAGAUGUAUGAGUCAGGGCCAUCUCUAUCAAUUAUCUGCUGACAUGUUUUCCUCUGACUCCCACACAUGACAGAUGAUGUGUACUUAACUAUCGUACAGACAAACAUACCAUGCAGCACUCCUCCUCUCCUGCUGUGUGGCAGAAAUUACUCACAGUCCAUUUAGACUAUAUUAUCAAAGUCCAUUUAGACUACAUUAUCACAGACAUUUCCUAGGAGGGGUGUGCUUCGAUACAGAGUCACAGGUUUGGUGACUAUGCUAAUGAAGUUGUACACUGGUAUCAUAGCAGCACCAUGUAGAGCAGCUGUCGGAGGUAUGUGUGUGUGUGACAGAGUGAGGGAUAUCUUCUGGGUGCUCUUAUCUGUCUCUCUCCCCAUGUGCUGUAUAUGGGUCAUCGGACCACUGCAGAUGCCUGAAGGAGUUUUCACUCUCUUUCGUUUUAAUCUUCUUCCCCAGAGAGCUCACAAAUCCAGUUUCCUCUGAUAGUUUUUUCUCUAAUAACAGCAUGGGAGUUCUUCACUGUGGUCUGGCGCUCCAAGGCUGCUCUGACUGACACUGGCCUUGAUUCAGACAACCUGCCUGGGAGAUUGUAGCUUAUAUAUGCAUGCAUGUGUCACGUGAAGCAGGCAAAGGCCCAGAUCUGUGUUUUUACAGUAGGAUCUACUGUAGGUAUUUGUGAUAUUUACAUUUUUUAUACUGACAUUUACUUUUUUAAACUUUUUUUUUUUUUAGUGGGUAGAUCAGCUUUAACUUCCAUCAGAUACAGUAAGGGAAAAAAGUAUUUGAUCCCCUGCUGAUUUUGUACGUUUGCCCACUGACAAAGAAAUGAUCAGUCUAUAAUUUUAAUGGUAGGUUUAUUUGAACAGUGAGAGACAGAAUAACAGCAAAAAAAUUCAGAAAAACGCAUGUCAAAAAUGUUAUGAAUUGAUUUGCAUUUUAAUGAGGGAAAUAAGUAUUUGACACCCUCUCAAUCAGAAAGAUUUCUGGCUCCCAGGUGUAUUUUAUACAGGUAACGAGCAGCGAUUAGGAGCACACUCUUAAAGGGAGUGCUCCUAAUCUCAGCUUGUUACCUGUAUAAAAUACACCUGUCCACAGAAGCAAUCAAUCAAUCCGAUUCCAAACUCUCCACCAUGGCCAAGACCAAAGAGCUCUCCAAGGAUGUCAAUGAUCAUGAGAACGGUGAGGAAUCAGCCCAGAACUACACAGGAGGAUCUUGUCAAUGAUCUCAAGGCAGCUGGGACCAUAGUCACCAAGAAAACAAUUGGUAACACACUACGCCGUGAAGGACUGAAAUCCUGAAGCGCCCGCAAGGUCCCCCUGCUCAAGAAAGCACACAUACAGGCCCGUCUGAAGUUUGCCAAUGAACAUCUGAAUGAUUCAGAGGAGAACUGGGUGAAAGUGUUGUGGUCAGAUGAGACCAAAAUCGAGCUCUUUGGCAUCAACUCAACUCGCCGUGUUUGGAGGAGGAGGAAUGCUGCCUAUGACCCCAAGAACACCAUCCUCACCGUCAAACAUGGAGGUGGAAACAUUAUGCUUUGGGGGUGUUUUUCUGCUAAGGGGACAGGACAACUUCACCGCAUCAAAGGGACGAUGGAUGGCGCCAUGUACCGUCAAAUCUUGGGUGAGAACCUCCUUCCCUCAGCCAGGGCAUUGAAAAUGGGUUGUGGAUGGGUAUUCCAGCAUGACAAUGACCCAAAACACACGGCCAAGGCAACAAAGGAGUGGCUCAAGAAGAAGCACAUUAAGGUCCUGGAGUGGCCUAGCCAGUCUCCAGACCUUAAUCCCAUAGAACAUUUGUGGAGGGAGCUGAAGGUUUGAGUUGCCAAACGUCAGGCUCGAAACCUUAAUGACUUGGAGAAGAUCUGCAAAGAGGAGUGGGACAAAAUCCCUCCUGAGAUGUGUGCAAACCUGGUGGCCAACUACAAGAAACGUCUGACCUCUGUGAUUGCCAACAAGGGUUUUGCCACCAAGUACUAAGUCAUGUUUUGCAGAGGGGUCAAAUACUUAUUUCCCUCAUUAAAAUGCAAAUCAAUUUAUAACAUUUUUGACAUGUGUUUUUCUGGAUAUUUUUGUUGUUAUUCUGUCUCUCACUGUUCAAAUAAACCUACCAUUAAAAUUAUAGACUGAUCAUGUCUUUGUCAGUGGGCAAACGUACAAAAUCAGCAGGGGAUCAAAUACUUUUCCCCCUCACUGUAUAUACUUAUUAUGAACACAGUAUGCUUUACAUUAGUUAUCUUGUUGUUAUUAGUUGUUGUUAUUAGUCCCAUCCUUCAGCUCCAUUCAACACCUCCCAUAUUGGAUUUUACAAAAGUUCUGAAUCUUUCUAUUCUCAUUGUUUCUACAGAUUGUAAAUUGAAUAUAAACAUUUUUGCUAAAAGUAUUAUUAUAUUAUUGAUCGAUUGACUAUGACUUUUCAGAUCACCCAGUAGUGCUAUCUGCAGGGUUAGCUCCAGGUAAAUAUUGCAAUCCUUUAGCCAUUCCUGGACCUGUGUCCAAAAACAAGCUACAAAUGGACAGUACCAAAACAAAUGAUCUAAUGAUUCUGUCUCUUCGCAGCAAAAUCUGCAGAGCUGGGAAGAUUGUAUCCCCCAUAUAAAUAACAUUCUAUAGCAAGAAUUUUAUAUAAUAAUUUUAAUGGAAAAAUUCUAAGUUUUGAAUCCGCCGUUGUUUUGCGUAUCAAUUCCCAACUAUUUUGCAAUCUAUAUGGGACGGCUGUCAAUCAUUUGGUCCUUCAAUGAAACUGGUAUACUUUUUUAUUUAUCACAAUUUUCUUUAACCAAUUACAGUGGGGGAAAAAAGUAUUUAGUCAGCCACCAAUUGUGCAAGUUCUCCCACUUAAAAAGAUGAGAGAGGCCUGUAAUUUUCAUCAUAGGUACACGUCAACUAUGACAGACAAAUUGAGAGAAAAAGAUCCAGAAUAUCACAUUGUAGGAUUUUUUAUGAAUUUAUUUGCAAAUUAUAACCCUAACCUACAAACAAGCAAGAUUUCUGGCUCUCACAGACCUGUAACUUCUUCUUUAAGAGGCUCCUCUGUCCUCCACUCGUUACCUGUAUUAAUGGCACCUGUUUGAACGUGUUAUCAGUAUAAAAGACACCUGUCCACAACCUCAAACAGUCACACUCCAAACUCCACUAUGGCCAAGACCAAAGAGCUGUCAAAGGACACCAGAAACAACAUUGUAGACCUGCACCAGGCUGGGAAGACUGAAUCUGCAAUAGGUAAGCAACUUGGUUUGAAGAAAUCAACUGUGGGAGCAAUUAUUAGGAAAUGGAAGACAUACAAGACCACUGAUAAUCUCCCUCGAUCUGGGGCUCCACGCAAGAUCUCACCCCGUGGGGUCAAAAUGAUCACAAGAACGGUGAGCAAAAAUCCCAGAACCACACGGGGGGACCUAGUGAAUGACCUGCAGAGAGCUGGGACCAAAAGUAACAAAGCCUACCAUCAGUAACACACUACGCCGCCAGGGACUCAAAUCCUGCAGUGCAAGACGUGUCCCCCUGCUUAAGCCAAUACAUGUCCAGGCCCGUCUGAAGUUUGCUAGAGUGCAUUUGGAUGAUCCAGAAGAGGAUUGGGAGAAUGUCAUAUGGUCAGAUGAAACCAAAAUAUAACUUUUUGGUAAAAACUCAACUUGUCGUGUUUGGACGACAAAGAAUGCUGAGUUGCAUCCAAAGAACACCAUACCUACUGUGAAGCUUGGGGGUGGAAAAAUCAUGCUUUGGGGCUGUUUUUCUGCAAGGGGACCAGGACGACUGAUCCGUGUAAAGAAAGAAUGAAUGGGGCCAUGUAUCGUGAGAUUUUGAGUGAAAACCUCCUUCCAUCAGCAAGGGCAUUGAAGAUGAAACGUGGCUGGGUCUUUCAGCAUGACAAUGAUCCCAAACACACCGCCCGGGCAACGAAGGAGUGGCUUCGUAAGAAGCAUUUCAAGGUCCUGGAGUGGCCUAGCCAGUCUCCAGAUCUCAACCCCAUAGAAAAUCUUUGGAGGGAGUUGAAAGUCCGUGUUGCCCAGCGACAGCCCCAAAACAUCACUGCUCUAGAGGAGAUCUGCAUGGAGGAAUGGGCCAAAAUACCAGCAACAGUGUGUGAAAACCUUGUAAAGACUUACAGAAAACGUUUGACCUGUGUCAUUGCCAACAAAGGGUAUAUAACAAAGUAUUGAGAAACUUUUGUUAUUGACCAAAUACUUAUUUUCCACCAUAAUUUGCAAAUAAAUUCAUUUUCUGGAUUUUUUUUCCUCAUUUUUUCUGUCAUAGUUGACGUGUACCUAUGAUGAAAAUUACAGGCCUCUCUCAUCUUUUUAAGUGGGAGAACUUGCACAAUUGGUGGCUGACUAAAUACUUUUUUCCCCCCACUGUAGAAAAAGUGAUAUUUGGGAGAUUAUUUCCUUUUCAAAUAACUGAAAGUGAGAGGUUGUAAUCUGAAUAAAGGGAAAAAAGGCAAUUCUUGAACAUUGGGUGAGACAAUCUUACUAAUUUGCUAGAGAACCAGUUCGGAUUUAAGUAUAACUUUUGUAUGACUGAAGCUUUUAGUGAUAGGUCUAAUGCUUUAAUAUUUAAUAAUGUAUGUCCUCCAAAUUCAUAUUCAUUAUAUAAAUAGCCCCGUUUAAUUUUGUCUGGCUUGCCGUUCCAAAUAAAAUGGAAUAUUUUUUUCUCAUAUAAUUUAAAAAACUGUUAGCUAGGCGUAGGCAAGACCAUAAGCAAAUAGGUAAACUGGGAUAAUACUAAAGCGUUAAUCAGGGUGAUCUUUCCACAAAUUGACAGGUAUUUACCUUUCCAUGGUAGCAAGAUCUUAUCUAUUUUUGCUAACUUUCUAUUAACAUUUAUUGGAGUGAGAUCAUUUAUUUCAUUUGGGAUAUGUAUCCCGAGUAUAUCCAUAUCACCAUCAGACCAUUUUAUUGGUAAACUACAUGGUAAUGUAAUUUAUCAUAAUUUGGUUGUAAUCCAGAGAGGUUAGAAAAUGUAUCUAGAUCCUCUAUGAGGCUGUGGAGGGAUUCAAGUUAUGGAUUUAAAAGAAAACGUGAAUCAUCAGCGUACAAUGACACCUUUGUUUUUAAGCCCUGGAUUUCUAAUCCCUUGAUAUUAUUGUUGGAUCUGAUUUUAAUAGCUAACAUCUCGAUGGCAAUAAUAAAUAGAUAUGCCGAUAGUGGACAACCUUGUUUUACUCCUCUUGACAGUUUAAAACUUUCUGAGAAAUAGCCAUUAUUUACUAUUUUACACCUAGGGUUACUAUACAUGAUUUUAACCCAAUUUAUAAGAGAUUGUCCAAAAUUGAAAUGCUCCAGGCAUUUAUAUAUAAACCCCAGUCGUACUUUAUCAAAUGCCUUUUCGAAGUCUGCUAUGAAUAGUAGGCCUGGUUUCCCAGAUUUUUCAUAGUGUUCUAUUGUUUCCAGUACUUGCCUUAUAUUAUCUCCAAUGUAUUGCCCAUGUAAAAAACCUGUCUGAUUAGAAUGAAUAAUGUCCAACAAUACCUUUUUAAUUCUAUGCGCUAUACAUUUUGCUAGAAUUUUUGCAUCAUAACACUGAAGUGUAAGGGGCCUCAUGUUUCAGUAAUAAUGAAAUCAGACCUUCUUCUUGAGUGUCUGAUAAUCUACCAUUUACAUAGGAGUGGUUAAAACAUGCUGAUAACGGUCCUCUGAGUAUAUCAAAAAAGGUUUGGUAUACCUCGACUGGUAUGCCAUCCAACCCUGGAGUUUUCCCGGACUUAGUCUUUAAUUGCAUCCAGAAGUUCCUCCUCUGUAAUUUCACCUUCACAUGAGUCUCUCUGCAUGGCUGUUAAUUUUACAUUAUCAAUAGAAAGAAAAUCUCUACAAUUUGCUUCAGUUAGAGGAGAUGUAGGCGACUGAAACGAAAACAAAUGCUUAAAGUACUUUGUUUCCUCCUUAUAAUUUGGUGAAUCAUGGAUGACUCCGUCAUUUGUAACCAGUUUCAAGAAAUUAUUUUUGGUAGCAUUCCUAUGUUGAAGUUUAAAAAAAGAAUUUGGUGCAUUUUCCCCCAUAUUCCAUCCAGUUUGCUUUAUUUUUAUAAUAUAUUACACUUGAUCUUUCUUGAAUAAGUUUCUCCAUUUCUUUUUGUUUUUCAUCUAAUUUAUUCUGAGCCUCUGUUACAGUUUUUAUUGCUAUCUAUCUGUUCUGUUAGACCUUCUAUUUCCUUUGUUAGUGUGGACUCUUUUCACCUAAAUUGCUUUUGUUUUCGAGAUGAGUACUGAAUUGCAUGGCCUCUAAAGGCACAUUUAAAGGUGUCCCAUACAAUAAGGGGAUUUGCUGUACCUGUGUUAUGUCGGAAAAUAAUCCGUUAUAAAUUCCUCUGUCCUAGUUAAAAACAAGUUAUCAUCCAAUAGGCUUUGAUUACAUUUCCAAUAUCCUCGCCCACGUGGAAAUUCAGUAAGAGUAAUGUAUAUGCCAAUUAUAUGAUGGUCCGACCGCAUUCUGUCCCCUAACAACACUUUUUAAACUUUUGGUGCCAACGAAAAUGACAUAAGAAAGAAGUCAAGACGACUAGCUUGAUUGAGUCUCCGCCAUGUAUAUCUCACUAGAUCAGGAUAUUUAAGCCUCCAUAUAUCUACUAGUUCUAAUGUAUCCAUGACAUUCACGAUUUCCUUAAGAGCAUGAGGUUGAUUGUUUGUAGUGUGAUUUCCUUUACGGUCCAUUGAGCUAUUUAAAACGGUAUUAUAAUCUCCCACCAUAAUAAUAGAGUCUUGAAUUGCUUGCAGAGUUGAUAAUUUAUUAUAUAUAUUGUCAAAGAAGUGUGGAUCAUCAUUAUUUGGUCCAUAAAGGUUAAUGAGCCAUAUCUGUUUAUGGUCCAAUAACAUAUUUAAAAUAAUCCAUCUACCUUGCGUAUCUGUUUGGACAAUUUGCACAUUCGGAUCGAAAUUAUUGUUCAUUAAUAUGAUCACCCCUUUUGAGUUUCUUUGCCCAUGGGAGAAGUAUAUUUCACCCCCCCCCCCCCCCAUUCCUUUUUCCACGCAACUUCAUCUAGAAUUGUUGAAUGAGUUUCCUGUCAACAAUAGAUAUUAUAUUCCUUCUCUUGGAGCCACUGACAUUUACUUACAACCACAGGAUUCACACAACAUUAGUGUUUGAGUUUGGCAAAGUUAUGUCCCUAUGGAGAUGAGUAGCCUACAUUUUAUUUCUAGACAGCAAGGGCUAUUUAUAAUUUUAGGUGUUCUGAUUUUGUGCUUUUUGAUGCCUCUGGCUCCAUGUAAAGUGUCAGGGUUUUAUAAUGUUGUUUUCUCUAGAGUUCAAUCUUGUCCAAUGUCCUAGACUACCAUUGAACAGUAGUAUUCCAGUUUUGAGGUGUCAAUAAUCUAGACUACAGGGUAGGACUUCGGGUGACUAUGUUGUUGUAGGAUGCAGAUGGCAGGGUCAUGGAGAUCUAGGUGACCGUGGCGGAUGUCUCAAACGCCAGACUCCAGCAGCUCUGCGAUGUCUGUAACACUGCUGCUCUCACUGAGAGACUUGUCUGUCUGUUCCACCUGUCCUCUCUGAGCACCUUAAUGUCCAUAUAAUGUUCCCUCCCCAGGAAUAUGUCUGCCUUUGCUGGUACUGGUCUAUUUAUUUCCUCUUGCUGCCUCUCAGCUGCCUGUGACUGAUGGCACCAACACGGGGAGGAGGGAAGUGAAGUGCGUCAUCGUUUUUCUCCCUCCGCUGCUAAAAAUAACCCAGCCCUCCAAUUGCAUUGGCCUGUGUUUCCACGGCGACCGUGGAAAUGUAAUUCACAGCUUUCUGCUGGCAGAGGAGAGGGGUGGGGGGGUCACAACGGUGUAUUGAGUUAAUAUCUCUCUUUCUUUCCAUCCCCCACUCUCACACGCUCAAUCUAUUCCCAUACAUAACUUCACAUCUCUGUAGUAUCUCUCCAUCUAUCCCUCUCUUUGUCUCCAUAUCUCUUUGUCAGUGUCAGUGAGAAGUUAUUGUUUUAUCUCUGCCUGCGUCACAAUUAUAAGUGUCCACAGUAUCUUUACCUCAUCUUCUUGGUACAUAAUGGAAACUGUGUGACCGCCCGAGGGCACAAAAGGAAAUAACACAUUCCGCCCUUCAAAUCAAUCAUGAUCUUUUCCUCCACUUACAGACUGAAUCUAUAAAUGCUAUUCUAAGAAUAUGGCUUUGUAAGCAAAUGCCUGAAUGAAUUGAACAAACUCAGUGCUGAAUUCGUCUAACCAUCCCUACCACCCUCUGUGUGUGCAGAUGACUCUGGAGACGAGGCCCCCGUGCCCCAGCCUGACCGAGCCCUGACCCAGGGGGCUCUGAAGACCCUGGCCAGUAAGCUGGACGACCUGAGCACCUGCAACGAGCUAAUCGGCAAACACGGCGCCGCCCUGCAGCGAUCCCUCAGCGAGCUCGAGGACCUGCGCGCAGCCACCGACGGCACUGACAAACUCAAGACUGUCAACGAGCGUGCCACACUCUUCCGCAUCACCUCCAAUGCUAUGAUCAAUGUGAGGACCGACUCACUUUGCUAACACUUUGCUAACAUUUCAGUACAACGCCUACUGGCUACUUCAAUCGAUUUUUCAGUAUGACCAAUGCUAGUAGUCAUCCUAAUGCUUUAAUAAAUACAACAAUAAGAACUCUUAAUGCCAUGAUCAAUAGGAGUUUAUUAUAUUUGACUGUGUGGUGUAGCUAUGAUCUGUAACGUUAGAUGUGUCAUUGAUAUAUUGUCACCUCUGUGGCUGCCCGCUCCUCUCCUCUGUAUGGUCGCAGGCCUGUCGGGACUUCCUGGACGUAGCAGAGACACACAGCCGGAGGUGGCAGAGAGCCCUGCAGUAUGAGAAAGAACAGCGCCAUCACCUGGAGGAGACUAUUGAACAGCUAGCCAAGCAGCACAACAGCCUGGAGAGGGCCUGGAGAGAGGACCCCAGCACACACCCAGGUCAGAGGCACACACACACACAAGUCUGUUCUCUCCUCUCAUAUUUGAUAGUGCAACUGAUUAGAAAACACUAUCAAUGGUUUAAGCUCCUACCGUAAAGGUAGUUUGGUGCAGUUUAUUGCUUGGUAUGGAUUGGAAUCUUACAAGAAACUGGCCCUCCUCUGGUCAUCCCUGGCACUGCAUUCAUAGUGUGACGUCGCUGGUGUAUCUUUCAGAAUUUCAUUUAUCGGAGCAUAUAUGCACUCCGGUUUGAGAAUCAGAUCUAGACAAACAAAAACACCCUAACUCAAAAUGUAAUUAUCCUGUGUACCUGGCAGAUGAAGGUGAGAGGACGCAGGAAGGAGACGCCAGUGAUGAGAAUGAAGAUACAGAGUUCUUUGAUGCCAUGGAGGACUCCCCUGCCUUCAUCACAGUGACCGCCUCUGACCACACCCAGCACAGGUCAGUCAGGGUCACUGGGAUGAAACCCUGAUGAAGGAAGCUUGCUGUUGAAACGUUAGUUAUUACAUUUGUUGCGUCGGAUUCAGAACCAUGAUAGUGUGUGGCUUUUCUUUCCUUUCCUCAGUCAGGGUCACUGACCUUAUCUCUACUGAUCAUGGGGCCAAGUAGAGUUCAUUCAUGUAGCUAUGUAAUAUGACGAUGCUAGCAUAAUUCAUUAGACUUUAUUAUGUAUAAUGAAUUCAUUUGACUGUGUUUUGUGUAUAUGGUAGUCAUAGUGUGUUUGUGUUUCAGACGCUCCGGCAGUAACCAGAGUAUCAUGAGUGGAGGAUUACCCAAUAAUGAAUGGAGCCACAACGAGAAUGUAAGUCUGCAGAUUGAUGCUUUACCACAUCUUUACAUACAGAGCUUUAGUAAACCAUAGACAACGUUAUCUUACCUUAGGGCAGGGAUCAUCAACUAGAUUCAGUCGCGGGCUGAUUUAUUUUCUUGAGUGGAUGGUCGGGGGGCCGGAACCGAAUUACAAAUAAUUUGUAGACUGCAAAUUAACUGCAAGAAGCCCAAACAGAUAUAAUGUUUGACUAAAACAUAAUAAUUUUAAACCUUGCUUACAUUUGUAUACGGUCUCUCUAUAAUGUGAGGGAAUACUUUUUUUUUUUGCUCAGAAUAAUAAAUAAUAAUAUGCCAUUUAGCAGACGCUUUUAUCCAAAGCGAUUUGGGGGGCCAAAUAAAGCCGCCAGUUGGGGAACCCUGCCUAGGGGAUGGUAUGAUACAAUACUUUAGGAUGAGAUAAGAUUAGUUGAGGUCUAUCCUAUAAUACUUCAGCUUACCUAACUAACUGUGGUUGACCAUGCAUGUGUUCCUCAGGACUCUGGCUCCAACAACGUGCAGCUGCGUAGAGUUAGACGGAGCCGCAUCCCAAACAAACCCAAUUACUCCCUCAACCUGUGGAGCAUCAUGAAGAACUGCAUUGGCAAGGAGCUGUCCAAGAUCCCCAUGCCUGUAAGAAAAACGAGAACUGAUUAUGCGGUCUGUACUAGUGUUUGCAUUAUGUAGUGUUUGUGUAUUAAAUGCAAGCUCUAACUCCAAUGCGUCUGUGACCUCAGGUGAACUUCAACGAGCCCUUGUCGAUGCUGCAGCGUCUGACUGAGGAUCUGGAGUACAGUGACCUGCUGGACCGGGCGGCUCGCUGCGAAUCGGCCCUGGAGCAGAUGUGCCUGGUGGCAGCCUUCUCUGUGUCCUCCUACUCUACCACCAUCCACCGCACUGCCAAGCCCUUCAACCCCCUGCUGGGGGAGACCUACGAGCUGGACCGCCUGGACGACUUCGGCUACCGCUCCAUCUGCGAGCAGGUCAGAUACAACACACACACCGGAACACACAGGCUCUCUCUCUCUCUGAAACACUAAGAUGCACAGAGACAGACAGAAUGAAGUCUAAAGCCCCAACGUCAUCCUCCUCCUGCUCUCUCAGGUCAGUCACCACCCCCCAGCCGCCGCCCACCAUGUGACGUCACAGCGAGGCUGGACCCUGUGGCAGGAGAUCACUAUCGACAGCAAGUUCAGAGGGAAAUACAUCUCUGUAAUGCCAUUAGGUGAGCCCUGCAUACCCAGUACAUGAAUGUUCCUCCAAUAUGCACAUACAGAAGCAUGUCACAUAGCUAUUUCAAAUCCAUCUUAAUUCGACAUUUCUCAUUUUGUAUAAUGCUGUUUAUUUUAAUUAUCUUUCUCUCUAGGCUGCAUCCACCUGCAGUUCCACUCCAGUGGGAAUCACUAUGUGUGGGGCAAAGUCACCUCCACGGUGCACAACAUCAUAGUGGGCAAACUGUGGAUUGACCAGGUGAGUGUCUCACAUAUUUAAUGUGUGUUUGUAUAUUUGUGUACAGUCCGUUUGUCCCUAUUGUUUGUAUACAGAUAUAGGAUCAAAUAAAUUAAAAUAAUCCUGCAGCAACAGGAUUUGAACAUUUAGUCCUUAAUGUUACUUGAUCGGUGGUUAGGCUAUUAGCUGGCCAAAAGUAGGCUACAUGAAAAGUGCAAUACUGUUAAUGUAACCGUGUGGGGUUUUCAGUGAAUUUAUAUAAAUCACAAUGUUCUUCUGCAUUUCCUGCGGCGCAGGACAAUUCUCAGCAACAAAACAGUGAUCAAAUGAAGAUCCUACAUCUGUAUGUGUGCGGCACAGGAGGUUGGGGGCACCUUAAUUGGAGAGGACGGGUUCGCAGUAAUGGCUGGAGCGGAAUAAUUGCAAUGGAAACCAUGUGUUUGAUGCCAUUCCAUUCGCUCCAUUCCGGCCAUUAUUAUGAGCCGUCCUCCCCUCAGAAGCCUCCUGUGGUGUGCAGUGUUGUGCAGAAUCUGCUUCACUCUGCUCUCUCUCAUUAUGUCUGCGUGAAUCAUCAGGUCUCCAUGUUUGCCAAAAACACAAUCCAAUCUGUUUUCCAAAGCUAAUUUCCCCCAGGAGAAUCAUCAGCCUGAGUCGUGGGAUAAAUAGCCUGUGUUUUUCUCUCUGUAGUCUGGGGACAUUGAAAUAGUCAACCACAGGACCAAGGACACCUGCCACCUCAAGUUUGUCCCUUACAGUUAUUUCUCCAGAGACCUCUCACGCAAGGUAACUAUAUGGUUUCCCCUGUGCCCUCUGGGUCUCUGUACUGCAUGCAGACUGUUUGAAAAAACUGAUCUGGAAACAGUGGCAGUCCUUCCCACAUCCUCAAUGUCUCCUCCCUCCUCUGGUGUUGACUCCAGGUGACAGGGGUGGUAGCAGACAGCGAGGGCACGGCCCAUCACAUCCUGUCUGGGACCUGGGACGACAAGAUGGAGAGCGCCAAGAUAGUGGAGAGUAGCCGGGGAUGUGGAGGGUCAGAGGGCAAACAGAAGACCGUCUACCAGACCCUCCAGCCCAAACUGCUGUGGAAGAAAUACCCACUCCCGUAAGAUCAGCCUGCCUGCAUAUUAUGAAGUCAGCCUUAUUUAUACAAUCAUUUUGAUUCCUCUCCUCCUCUUGCAUCCUUGCACCUCUUCUUACUCCCACCUCACUACCUGUCGCUACUAGCCCUUUCCCUCUCUAUCCAUCCUAUCUAUCUGUCUCACCUCAGUGUCUUCUCUCCUCCACUCCCCAGGGAGAAUGCUGAGAACAUGCACUUCUUCUCCUCCCUGGCCCUGACCCUGAACGAGCCCGAGGAGGGCGUGGCCCCCACUGACAGCCGCCUGAGGCCGGACCAACGGCUGAUGGAGGCGGGGCUGUGGGACGAGGCCAACGCCCACAAACAGCGUUUGGAGGAACGACAGAGGCUGGAGAGGAGGAAGAGGGAGGCACAGGCCACACAGGUUCUGGAAGAAGGUGAGGAGGGGAGUGAAAGGACUAGAUAAAAGACAUCUCAAGAGAGAUUACAGUAUAGAAAUUAGGAAGCGAAAGUUGACAAUUGCAAUACAGUGUAUGUCAGCAAGAUGUUACCCAUAUUGAGGAACAUCUGUGUAUGUUUGUGUCUCUGACUCCUUAGGCCAAGACAUCGAGGGCUUCCAGCCACUGUGGUUCGAGAGGAGGACAGAUGAUUCAACGGGGGAGAGCACUUACGUGUACAGGGGUGGAUACUGGGAGGCCAAAGACAGACAGGACUGGAGCCAAUGCCCUGAGAUCUUCUAA
This is a messenger RNA of Coregonus sp. 'balchen', 17228 nucleotides long. The record is from the annotation of a GenBank genome assembly. Lineage: Eukaryota; Metazoa; Chordata; Actinopteri; Salmoniformes; Salmonidae.